This is a messenger RNA of Umbelopsis ramanniana AG, 2085 nucleotides long. RefSeq lists its product as uncharacterized. Lineage: Eukaryota; Fungi; Mucoromycota; Umbelopsidomycetes; Umbelopsidales; Umbelopsidaceae. Gene Ontology annotation, cellular component: mitochondrial matrix; mitochondrion. Bases 85 to 1770 code for a protein of 561 amino acids. The record is from RefSeq and is a predicted model, not a curated record. The transcript has 3 exons. Gene Ontology annotation, molecular function: 5-aminolevulinate synthase activity; pyridoxal phosphate binding. Gene Ontology annotation, biological process: heme biosynthetic process.
AGCAAACUGAAAAAAAAUAUAGCUUGGCUCGCCUCUUGAACAUUUCAACUCAUUCUUCUCACUUUGAAAGCGUAAUUGUCCAACAUGGAACGAGUCUUGAAUACAGCUCAAAAAGCUUGCCCUUUUUUGCAUAACGCUUCGGCUGCAACCCUUCGUAAUCUGUCCACCAAGUCCUCAUCUGGUACUUCCAGCAGCAGACUCAUCAACAAGGCUCAACAAUGCCCUGUCAUGGGCAAAGCCAUGGCUGUUCAGACCUCCCGUUUCCACACCACUACCAAGGUUGCUACCCCUACUCCUACGGUUCCUAGAGCUAUCGCCUCUAAUGAAUCCAAGAAAGCAGCUGUGACUCCUGUCUCGCACAACACCACUGGCAACAAGUUUGAUUAUGAAUCUUUUUACAAUCAUCAGUUGGAGAAGAAGCACAAAGAUAAGAGCUAUCGCUACUUCAACAACAUCAACCGUUUGGCCCAAAAGUUCCCUCGUGCACACACUGCUCGCCCUGAGGAUGAAGUCACCGUUUGGUGUGCCAAUGAUUAUCUUGGAAUGGGUAGAAGCCCAGUUCUUAUUGAAAGCAUGAAGCGUACUAUGGAUCGCUACGGAGCUGGUGCUGGUGGAACUCGCAAUAUUGCCGGUAACGCCGAUCUUCAUCUUCGCCUCGAAAGCGAACUAGCUGACCUUCAUCACACUGAGGGAGCGCUUGUUUUCUCUUCCUGCUAUGUUGCCAACGACGCCACUUUAUCUACCUUGGCUGGCAAACUCCCUGGCUGCGUCAUCUUCUCCGAUAACCAGAAUCACGCAUCCAUGAUUCAAGGUAUCCGCCACUCUGGCGCACAGAAGAAGAUUUUCCGUCAUAACGACCUUGCUCACUUGGAAGAGUUGUUGCAAAGUGUCGAUGUAUCCGUUCCCAAAAUCAUUGCUUUCGAAUCCGUUUACUCCAUGUGUGGUUCCAUUGGCCCUAUUAAGGAAAUCUGCGAAUUGGCCAAAAAAUACGGCGCCAUCACCUUCCUGGAUGAAGUGCACGCUGUCGGUAUGUAUGGCCCACGCGGUGCUGGUGUUGCUGAGCAUUUGGAUUUCGAAUUGAAUGCUACCCAACCUCACGGCGGUAAUGGAUCGGUCAUGGACAUGGUUGAUAUCUACACUGGUACUCUUGGCAAAGCCUUUGGCGUUGUUGGUGGUUACAUCGCUGGAAGUGCUUCUUUGGUUGACAUGGUCCGUUCGUAUGCUCCUGGUUUCAUUUUCACUACCUCUCUUCCACCCGCCGUGGUUUCCGGUGCUAUGGAGUCUGUCAAGUACUUGAAGCGCUCUGGUGCUGAGCGUACCAAACAGCAAUUGAACACGCGUGUGGUGAAGGAUCGCCUGGCCCAAUUGGACAUUCCUGUUGUUCCUAACCCCUCCCACAUUGUUCCCGUUCUUCUUGGUGAUGCCGAACAGGCUAAACUCGCUUCCGAUACCUUGUUGUCUGAAUUCGGCAUUUACGUGCAAAGUAUCAACUACCCUACGGUCGCUGUUGGCGAAGAGCGUCUUCGUAUCACUCCUACUCCUGGUCAUAACGAAGAGAUGAUUGAUCACCUUGUUGAAAGCUUGGAGAAGAUCUGGUCUCGUCAUAGCUUUAAGCGUGUCAAGCAGUGGGAAGCUGAAGGGGGUCGUGCUGGUGUUGGCAUCAAGGACGCUAGCAAGGUCGAACCCAUUUGGACUGACAAGCAAUUGCGUAUUGGCAAGGUCUCUGAGACUAGCACUCAGACUCUGGCUAGUGCAGCUGCUUCUGUCUAAGCACCCUUUCCGCAGAGUCUGUAGUCCAUGACCCUCUUAUCCUGCCUGUGUAAUUUUCGGCUUCAUAUACAAAACAAAAAUGCAUUUAUUUUUUUUUUGGAUUCCCUCGUUUAUCUUUUUACCUAGUCAUUAUUUUACUUAAUGCUCUCUCGGCGCCUUGCCAUUUGGGAGACCUUGAGUUGACCCAGGCUCUGCGAUGAAUAAACCCGACCAUAGGUUUUUUUUGUUCGUACCGUUAUUUAACAGGACUUUGUCUUUGGUUGGGAGUUGGCUUUAUUUGGCUUAUCAUAAGAGUGGCUGGGGUAAUAUGGUGGC